AGAGUCGCGCGCCGUUCAUUCCUCUAGCGGAGGAGCACAGGAGAGCGCGUGAGAGAAAGAAAGAGCGCUCGAGAGAAAGGGAGAGCGAGCGAGAGAGAGAGAGAGAGAGAGAGAGAGCGCGCGAGCAGCUCCGCUUCAGCAUGGAUUUACCGCUCAGAGCGAAACGCGCAGCGCUCAUCAAACUCGCCCUGACGCUCUGCUGUGUCCGCCUGUCAUCCUGCAAAGAUGGCUGUGACAGUCCACUUGUGUCCAAUCUCCCGCAGUCAGCCUUCAAGAGUUCAUCUCAGCUGUCCAACAGUCAUGGACCAGGCUAUGCCAAACUCAACAGGAGGGAUGGGGCAGGUGGAUGGUCACCGGUCGACUCCAUUAAUCAUCAGUGGUUGGAGAUCAAUCUUGGCGAGAGGACGGAGGUCACAGGAGUCGCUACCCAGGGCAGAUACGGCAGCUCCGACUGGGUGACUCACUAUCUCCUCAUGUUCAGCGACACAGGCCAUAACUGGAGACAAUACCGGCAAGAGGACAGCAGUGGGGUAUUCUUUGGGAACACGAACGCAGACAGCGUAGUGUCCUACAAGCUCCAGCAGCCGGUGUUCACCCAGUUUCUCCGUCUGCUGCCUCUGCUUUGGAAUCCUAAUGGAAGAGUCGGGUUACGACUGGAGGCAUACGGCUGCCAAUACAAAUCUGACGUGGCCAGCUUCGACAGAGCCAGCUAUUUGCUUUACAAGCUUGACGCAGUCACUAGUCCAUCACCCAAAGACCUGCUAACUAUGAACUUCAAAACCCUUCACAACUCCGGGGUCCUGAUGCACAUGGAAGGCAAUCGUGGACAUAACCUCAGUCUGGAGUUACUCAAAGGAAAACUCUUCAUACAUCUCAGAAAAGGCAAUUUCCACAUGGCGGUGUCACUCGGCAGCCUGCUGGAUGACCAACACUGGCAUCUUGUUAGCAUUGAGCAACUCCGAGGACACGUCAACUUCACCGUGGACAAAAGCACGCAACAGCUCCAACUCCCUGACCACCAGAGUCACUUUGAGAUUAACGAGAUCAGUUUCGGUGGCGUUUCUGCUGACGGGACUCAGAGAGAAAACUCCAGGAGGAACUUCCACGGCUGUCUAGAGAAUGUCCAGUACAACGGCGUUAAUGUGAUCGAGCUGGCUAAAAACAAACAACUCACCGUAGUGGGAAACGUCACGUUCGCCUGUUUGGAGGCCGUCGACGUGCCGGUGACAUUUGCCAGCUCUGAGAGUUUUCUUCAGUUGCCAUGGACAUCGACAAGUGACACCGUGUCAGUAGGGUUACAGUUUCGAACCUGGAAUAAGGCAGGACUACUUAUGACCUUUGACCUCCAUCACCAAGCUGGAACGCUGUGGGUUUACCUGAGCGAGGCGAGGGCAAGGAUGCAGGUCCAUAAGGCUGGCAGGGUCAUGGCAGACCUCACAGCAGGGUCAGCAAUGAAUGAUGGCCAGUGGCACUCUGUGGAUCUGAGCGUCCGCCGGGGUCGUCUGAUCCUGGCAGUGGACAAAUCGGACAUGUCCACCAUUACCAUUUCCUUCCCCGUCAUGCCUGCCAACCAGAUCUUUUUAGGAGGAUGUCCAAUUACAGAUGAUGGAUGCAAGAAUCCCUCCAACGUUUUCCAGGGGUGCAUGCGCCUCCUCCACCUGGACGAGGGUCUGGUGGAUCUGAUCAAGGUGCAGCAGAUGCUGUUCGGAAACUUCAGCGACCUCCAGAUGGACAUGUGCGGCAUCGUCGACAGGUGCUCUCCAAGUCACUGUGAACAUGGCGGGAGGUGCACACAAUCCUGGAGCUCUUUCCACUGCGACUGCGCUGACACCGGCUACAGAGGAGCUACGUGCCAUAGCUCUGUUCACGAGGCAUCGUGUGAGGCAUACAAGCACAGAGGAAACACAUCAGGACUAUACCACAUAGACGUGGACGGAAGCGGACCCAUCAAGCCGCAGCUCGUCUACUGCAACAUGUCAGAUAAAGCAUGGACCGUGAUCCAACACAAUAACACCGAGCUCACCAAAUUACGGGGAUCCUCAGGGAGCACUCAGCAUUUGGCCUCCUUUAACUAUUCUGCCGACGCUGAGCAGCUCGCGGCCAUAAUUACCCGAGCCGAGCGCUGCGAGCAGGAACUCUCCUACCACUGCAAAAAGUCACGCCUCCUAAACACACCAGAUGGCACACCAUUCACCUGGUGGGUGGGUUGGUCAGGAGAUGCCCACACGUACUGGGCAGGGGCACCACCGGGCACUCAGCAGUGCGCCUGCGCCGUCCAUGGUGACUGCGUGGAUCCUGAGCACUUCUGCAACUGUGACCGUGACCUCGAUGACUGGCUGAACGAUUCUGGCAUCCUGUCUCACAAAGAGCAUUUGCCUCUCAGGCUGUUAGCGGUGGGGGAUGUUAAUAGGCCGGGGUCAGAGGCAGCGUAUCGGGUGGGUCCUCUCCAGUGCUACGGUGACAAUGACUUCUGGAACGCCGCCCACUUCGAUAAGGAGACUUCUUACCUCCACUUCCCCACGUUCCGUGGUGAGCUCAGCGCUGAUAUUUCCUUCUUUUUUAAAACCUCCUCCUCCAGCGGCGUGUUCCUCGAAAACCUGGGAAUUAAAGACUUCAUCCGAGUCGAGCUGAGCUUGCCGAAUGAAGUAGUUUUCUCCUUUGACGUGGGGAACGGGCCAUUCAAGGUGCACGUGAAGACUCCGGUUCCACUGAACGACGAGCGCUGGCACCACGUGGUUGCUGAACGCAACGUCAAAGAGGCGUCUCUGAGCGUGGACCAUUACCCUGGAUCAGUGCGAAAAGCCCCCACUGAGGGACACAUCCACCUCCAGCUCAACAGCCAGCUCUUUGUGGGAGGAACUGCGUCAAGGCAGAAGGGCUUCCUGGGCUGCAUCCGUUCACUGAAGUUGAACGGGAAGACGCUGGAUCUGGAGGAGCGAGCAAAGAUUACACCUGGGGUUCGGCCCGGAUGCCCAGGCCAUUGCAGCAGCUAUGGGCAUCUGUGUCAGAACCAAGGGCAGUGCCUAGACAAACACAACGGCUUUACCUGCGACUGUGGAGCCUCACCAUACUCUGGAACCUUCUGUCAUAAAGAGGUUUCUGCAUUUUUCCGACCUGGCACCUCAGUGACGUACACAUUCAAGGAACCUUAUGAGCUGAACAGAAACGGCAGCGCAAUGUCCUCAUCCAUCUACUCAGACCUGACGCUGAAAGGAGAGAACAUAUCUCUGAGUUUUCGCACUAGCCAGGCGCCUGCCAUUCUUCUCUAUGCCAGCUCAUACUACAGAGAAUUUCUUGCCAUCUUCCUCAACAAGAACGGUCACCUGGAGGUGAAGUACAAGCUGCAGAAUAACAGAAACCCUGACGUCUUCAGAUCAAGCAUGAAGAACCUGGCUAAUGGACAGCUGCACAGAGUGUCUAUCAGAAGAGCCCUGGAGAGCCUCAGCAUUCAGAUUGAUCAGAACGCAAGGGAAGACUUCAACCUAUCAUCAGAUGUUGACUUCAACGCCAUCAAAGCCAUCGUCAUCGGGAAAGUGCAUGAUGAGCUGGAUGCAGAGAUAACUCGUCUGGCUUCUCAGGGCUUUACAGGCUGCCUGUCAGUGGUCCAGUUUAACUCCAUCUCUCCUCUGAAAGCAGCACUGCUUUAUCCACACACCAGUCCUGUUAUUGUCACAGGGACACUGACCGAGUCCAGCUGUGGCUCAUCUUCGUCAUCCAGCCCCUACGCAGCCGAGACCACCCACUCACUGCUUGAUCAUGUGGGCACUGUAGGAGAGCCCGUAGUCAAUGCAAUCAGCGGCGACUCUGCUUUGAUUGGAGGCGUCAUCGCCGUGGUUAUAUUUGUGAUCCUAGCUUGCCUGGCUGUCAUGGCACGAUUCUUCUAUAGACGGAAGGAAACAUUUCAGACCCAGGAGUCGAAAGGAGCGAAAUCGGAGGACGGACCCGAGGCGGCGUUUCAGACUGACCCCAGUGCACAGAGUGUCAUCAGCGAAAGCCAAAAAGAGUACUUCAUAUGAUGAGCCUUUCCUUUUUCGUCAUCAUUAAACAAACUUUUUUUUGACCUAACCCACGAUCGCCGGAGGACAGAAAUGCCUCGGCAAGCCUCGACUUAGACUUUUGCGUUGUCCGUGAUGGUGAUGCCCUGCCAAAAAAAGAAAAAAAUCACUCACACGUGGGCCAUCGUGCAGAAGACAACCCUGAAAACCGUCCGAUCAAACGUGUCUGAGAACUCACUCUCGUUAAUUUUUUUUUUUUUGUACAUAGGGUGAAAAGUUCCAAAAUUUACCACAGAUAACAGUGUUUCUAAGAUGUGUACAAUGAUCAUCCACUGUAAAUAUUAUUUUGAAAUGUACAUGUGGAAAAAAAUAAUAUCUUUGUAACUGUUACCUUUGCGUUUUAUUCAGGAUUUGUUGAAAUGCCCCGUUGCACAGUCGCACAGGAAGUGGAAAACCACCAACUGUCUCGUACACUGAGGUCCAAAACCCCGAGAAUUUUCUAUCAUAACAAAUGAUACAGAAUAUUUCAUCAUCACGAGCCAUAUUAUGAACAAAGCCUUGAGUGCAAGGUAGAAAUCUUACGUUUUUCAAAAUCUCACACAGAAAUUUCAUAAUAUUUCAUCGUAUGUCAGGCUUUAGCUUUUGAGCCAUAAGGACUUCACAAGAAGUGUGUGUAAAAUCUGAUGCUGUAGGGCUUUUCACACUUCAAAUAUAAUAGUUAACCCAGGGUGAUUGUAAACUGUGUAAACACAAUCCUGGCUUUUCUUGUUUCUUGCUUAUACUUCACUCAGGGUUAACAAUUAAUCCUGGCUAUUUAUAAUCUGACCUUUGGCACUGUAUACUCCUCAACCCUGGCUUAACCUUCUUAUUUGUGUAUUUGCCGUGUCAACAACCAUGAAUUGAAUGAAUACAGUGAGAAAUAUAGGCUUGACACUUCGCUGCUCUUUAAGUAUUAGGUCCAAAAUUUAAUCCAGCUUCUUCUAAUUUUCAUUUGUUAUUUCUCACUGCACUAUCCAGUUUGUCCUGAACAGACAUUUCUGACCAUAACUGUAAAGUCUCUUCCACUAAGCAUGUGGUUUAGGGCUAAAGUGCUGUUCAGUUACGUUCAGAGUAACGUUGUAACAUUGCAUUGUUUCACACGUUUUGGCACAGCAGUGUGGGGUUAACACUGUGCUGCACCAGAGCAGGGUUUCAUAUCCCCGGGAAAAAAAGCAAUGUUAAUCCUGUGUCUGAAUUCAGGUGUGAAACAAACAGUCCUCGAGCCUGGGCUAAAAGCAGGGUUUAGAACAAUGGUGUAACCGUGUGAAAAGCCCUAAAGUGUUCAAACAAAUCCAUCAGAUUGUCUGAAUAGAGACAAAUUUUCUGAAUUUUAGACAAUGAGCUAGUAAUGGGUCAGAAUCUUCAACAGUGAAUAUGCAACAUAUUGUACAUCUACUUUUUUUUUUUAAAGGUAAUAUUUGCUAAAAUUGAUUCCCGUUUUUAAUGAAAGAAAAAAAUCCAAGGUUUUUCUUUGGACCUCACUGUAUAACGUUGGUGAAAUCUAUUGGUAAAAUGUUGAGAAUGUAAAGCUAUCUGUGUAGCGUAUAUAUUAGAAUAUAUUCGUGUGCCCGCACACACACACACACACACACACAAACACACACACACAUGAAUAAUGAACUCAGCACUGAGUGAUCCUCAAUCCAGAAAGUCAACUGCUUUCUAUUCUCUUUUUUUUUUAAAAAAAAAAGAAAAAAAAAAAGAAGAUGGCUCGUCUUUGAAGAUCAAAAACGAAAGCGUGGCGUUUGAUGUGCUCUCGCGUGAUUGUUCGGGUUCUCGGGUUGUGAGUGUUUUGCUCUGUGUGGACGGCAGACCUUGUUUGUUUUGGUGCCUCUUAAUCUCCAUUAGACUGAAAGCUCUCAGCAAGCGCUCGUAAGGUCCCCCGUUGCUUUCUGUGCAUUUCCUGGAUGAAAAUAAAUUGUGAUUUGCACCUAAAUGCCAUCAAAUGCUAAUGUAAACCUUCUGCAUUGAGGGGAAAGAGUGUGGACCUUUGAAGAACUGAGACUUCCUACAUGUGGAAACACUGUAACUAUGACAAAGUUUUGGAAAAGAGUGUGAAAAUGAAAGAAAAUGAAUGUAUGUGAGAUGACGCUGGAAGUCAUGGGGGGGGUAGUCAGUCAAAUCUCACUGAUUAAGUGUCAAUUUAUCAGACAUUAACCCAACAUACUUUGUUUUUUGUGCCAUUUCUGGAGCAAAAUCUAUAGUGACUGCUUCUUUCACAUACCAUAUACUACAGUACAAACCAUCCACACUAGAGAAGAAAAGGUUGUAAGCACACUAACAUACCCCCCAGAUCUCAAGUACUAGAAAAAAGGUUCAGUCGAGAACAGAGAAACCUU
This is a messenger RNA of Hemibagrus wyckioides, 6373 nucleotides long. It is a transcript of the gene cntnap3, whose product is annotated as contactin associated protein family member 3. NCBI's taxonomy places the organism in Eukaryota, Metazoa, Chordata, Actinopteri, Siluriformes, Bagridae. Gene Ontology annotation, molecular function: calcium ion binding. The record is from RefSeq and is a predicted model, not a curated record. The transcript is spliced from 24 exons. The coding region runs from base 141 to 4016 and encodes 1291 amino acids.